AUUAAAUAGCAAUAGUUACCGUUGGCAGGAGAAGAGCCCCUCUGCCCGUUUUCAUCAGUCUUUUCAAAUCCCCUUCCUUUCCAUUUCUUCACCAUCUCUUUCUCUUCAAAAUUUUCCUCUCUAAUCCGUUUUCAUCUUUUCCUUCUCAAUCGUUUCUGCUUUUUAUUUUUAAUUUUUUUAUUGUGAUUGUGAUAUUGAAAUCACUUGCUUCAUCCAUAGAUUUUGGGUUUUCAGCCCUAGGAAAUAUUGUUUCGGUUCGUCUUUUCAAAUCUAUGGAUGUCGGUGUGGUUGUUCUUGUUGGAUGCUUUGGGAAAGAAAGAAAUUCUGGUUCUGCAAGAUUUCACCAGCGAUGGCCUCUCUUUUACAGUCAACUACUUUAUUAUUCAUAUUCUCUAUUACAUUGAUUCUUAUACCAAAUAGACACGCUAUUCCCUUCAUUGUAUUGCACGGCUAUUGCAGCAAUGAUGCGUGCUCAGGAGGCCGAUCCUACCAAUCUGGAUGUACUUCUUGCUCUUGGUGUGAGUCAUACAAAUGGCCAGUGAAAGCUUAUCGCUUUAAUCAAGAUGAGAUUAAAAUUUUGGAGUGUCAAACAAAUAAUACUGUUUGAAAGUUCAGAAUUGGAACAGACUGUUGCUUUAAAGUAUCUGUAUGGAUGGUUAUGUCAUCACCCAAAGUAUGGUACUCUUGCACCACCGGAGCUUGCUGAUUCUGUGUAUUAUGCUGAUGUUGCUAGAUUAUUCAAUGAAGUUGCUCAGAUGUCUCCUGAGGAUGCUGAUGUACACAUUGUCCUUGGUGUUCUGUAUAAUUUGUCGGGAGAAUAUGAUAAGGCCACUGCAUCUUUCAAAACUGCUUUGAAACUUAAACCUAAUGAUUAUUCUCUUUGGAACAAGCCUGGUGCAACAGAAGCCAACAGUGUGCAGAGUGCUGAUGCAAUAUUAGCUUAUCAACAGGUAUCCUCUUCAUGAUUCCCCCUUGAAUAGUGGUGGCCUAUCUGUAUACGACCUGAUAUGUUAAUUUCAUAAGUAUUUUUUUUAUAAUUAAAAA
Messenger RNA from Gossypium arboreum, 1044 nucleotides. RefSeq names its product peroxisome biogenesis protein 5-like. Gene Ontology annotation, cellular component: peroxisomal membrane; cytosol. Gene Ontology annotation, biological process: protein import into peroxisome matrix, docking. Bases 564 to 965 code for a protein of 133 amino acids. Gene Ontology annotation, molecular function: protein binding. The record is from RefSeq and is a predicted model, not a curated record. The transcript is spliced from 3 exons. Lineage: Eukaryota; Viridiplantae; Streptophyta; Magnoliopsida; Malvales; Malvaceae.